AUGUCGUGCUACCUCCACCAGUGCCUCCCUCCAGUCUACCAGGACACCAUCCCCAUCAAGUGCCCGCCGAUGUAUGCUACCAGACACCUGCCAGUGCCUACUUGGCACUCGACAUUGUGCACCCCACAGUAUGUGACCCCCUGCGUGCCCCGGCAGCGGAUCAUGUCCUCCAGCAUCCCCCACCAGCAGUGUGUGACCAAGUGUGUGCCACGGCAGCAACACAUCACCAAGUGCAUGACCCAGCGCGUCCUUCAGCAGCCCUGCGUGACCCGCUGUGUGACAACGUGCGUGCCGCAGCAGCAGUGCGCCACCGAGGGUGCGUCACAGCAGCCAUGCGUGACCAAGUGCAUGCCACAGCAGCAGCGUGUGACCACGUGUGUGACCCCUUGUGCCCCCCAGCAGCAGAGCGCGAGCGAGUGCAGCCCGCAGCAGCACGUUGCCAGGUGCGUGACCACCUGUGUCCCGCAGCAGCCGUACCCAAGCAAGGGCAUCCUGCAGCAGCAGGGGGCCACCAAGUGCGUCCCCCAGCAGUGCGUGACCACGUACAGCCCGCAGUGUGCCGCCAGGUGUGUCACCACCUGUGUCCCGCAGCAGCGUGCCGCCAAGUAUGUCUCACACAGGUUUGUGACCUCUUGUGCCCCGCAGCAAUGUGCCACCACGUAUGUCCCGCAGCAGUGUGCGACCAGGUGUGUGACCAAGUGUGUCCCGCAGCAGUGUGACACCGAGGGUGCUACCAUUUGUGUGCCAGAGCAGUGUGUGACAACUUAUGUCCCACAGCAGCAGUGUGCCACCAAAUGUGUCCCGCAGCAGCAGUGUGCCACCAAGUGCGUGCCACAGCAGCAGUGUGCCACCAAAUGUGUGCCACAGCAGCAGUGUGCCACCAAAUGUGUGCCACAGCAGCAGUGUGCCACCAAAUGUGUGCCACAGCAGCAGUGUGCCACCAAAUGUGUGCCACAGCAGCAGUGUGCCACCAAAUGUGUGCCACAGCAGCAGUGUGCCACCAAAUGUGUGCCACAGCAGCAGCAUGUGACCAAGUGCAUCCCACAGCAGCAUGUGACCAAAUGUGUCCCGCAGCAGCAGUGUACCACCAAGUGUGUGCCACAGCAGCGAUGUGCCACCAAGUGUGUGCCGCAGCAGCAGCAUGUGACCAAAUGUGUGCCACAGCAGCGAUGUGCCAAGUGUGUGCCACAGCAGCAGUGUGCCACCAAGUGUGUGCCACAGCAGCAGCAUGUGACCAAAUGUGUGCCACAGCAGCAGUGUGCCACCAAGUGUGUGCCACAGCAGCAGUGUGCCACCAAAUGUGUGCCACAGCAGCAACAUGUGACCAAGUGCAUCCCACAGCAGCAAUGUGCCACCAAGUGUGUCCCACAGCAAUAUCAGUCAGGUGGAGUAAAAAUUUCGAGUCACUCUAAAAAGUACUGCUCUGCUUCCAAAUGGCCCUGGUAA
Apaloderma vittatum (bar-tailed trogon) is the source of this 1446-nucleotide messenger RNA. Its product is annotated as keratin-associated protein 10-7-like. NCBI's taxonomy places the organism in Eukaryota, Metazoa, Chordata, Aves, Trogoniformes, Trogonidae. The record is from RefSeq and is a predicted model, not a curated record. The transcript has a single exon. The coding region runs from base 1 to 1446 and encodes 481 amino acids.